Neomonachus schauinslandi (Hawaiian monk seal) is the source of this 3840-nucleotide messenger RNA. RefSeq names its product ATPase 13A1 (gene ATP13A1). Lineage: Eukaryota; Metazoa; Chordata; Mammalia; Carnivora; Phocidae. The record is from RefSeq and is a predicted model, not a curated record. The transcript is spliced from 26 exons. Gene Ontology annotation, cellular component: endoplasmic reticulum membrane. Gene Ontology annotation, molecular function: P-type ion transporter activity; ATP binding; ATP hydrolysis activity. Bases 12 to 3632 code for a protein of 1206 amino acids. Gene Ontology annotation, biological process: intracellular calcium ion homeostasis; extraction of mislocalized protein from ER membrane.
CGCUGGGAAAGAUGGCGGCGGCUGCGGCGGCGGGGGUGGGCAACGCGGUGCCUUGCGGGGCCCGGCCUUGCGGGGCCCGGCCCGGCAGGCAACCCAAGCCCGGGCCGCAGCCGCGCACCCUCCUCGCCGCCGGCCCAGCGCUCAUAGCGAGCGGUGACGAGCUGGUCGCAGCCGUGUGGCCAUACCGGCGGCUGGCGCUGCUGCGGCGCCUCACGGUGCUGCCGUUCGCGGGACUGCUCUAUCCGGCCUGGCUGGGUGCUGCGGCCGCCGGCUGCUGGGGCUGGGGCAGCAGCUGGGUGCAAAUCCCUGAAGCCGCGCUGCUCGUGCUCGCCACCAUCUGCCUCGCGCACGCGCUCACCGUCCUUUCGGGGCAUUGGUCCGUGCACGCGCACUGCGCGCUCACCUGCACCCCGGAGUACGACCCCAGCAAAGCAACCUUCGUGAAGGUGGUGCCGACCCCCAACAAUGGCUCCACUGAGCUCGUGGCCCUGCACCGGGACGAGGGUGAGGACGGACAGGAGGUGCUGUCCUUCGAAUUCCAGAAGAUCAAGUAUUCCUACGACGCCCUGGAGAAGAAGCGCUUCCUCCCUGUGGCCUUUCCCGUGGGAAAUGCCUUCUCAUACUACCAGAGCAGCAGAGGGUUCCAGGAGGACUCAGAGAUCCGUGCAGCUGAGAAGAAGUUUGGGAGCAACAAGGCUGAGAUGGUGGUGCCUGACUUCUCAGAGUUGUUCAAAGAGAGAGCCACAGCGCCCUUCUUCGUGUUCCAGGUGUUUUGCGUGGGGCUCUGGUGUCUGGAUGAGUAUUGGUACUACAGCGUCUUCACACUCUCCAUGCUGGUGGCCUUCGAGGCCUCCCUGGUGCAGCAGCAGAUGCGGAACAUGUCAGAGAUCCGGAAGAUGGGCAACAAGCCCCACAUGAUCCAGGUCUACCGUAGCCGGAAGUGGAGGCCCAUCGCCAGCGAUGAGAUUGUCCCCGGAGACAUCGUCUCCAUCGGCCGCUCCCCGCAGGAGAACCUAGUGCCGUGUGACGUGUUGCUGCUGCGGGGCCGCUGCAUUGUGGACGAGGCCAUGCUCACAGGGGAGUCGGUGCCACAGAUGAAGGAGCCCAUUGAAGACCUUAACCCUGACCGGGUCCUGGACCUCCAGGCCGACUCCCGGCUCCACGUCAUCUUUGGGGGCACCAAGGUGGUGCAGCACAUCCCGCCGCAGAAGGCCACCACGGGCCUGAAGCCAGUCGACAGUGGAUGUGUGGCCUACGUUCUCAGGACCGGAUUCAACACAUCCCAGGGCAAGCUGCUGCGCACCAUCCUCUUUGGAGUCAAGAGGGUGACUGCAAACAACCUGGAGACUUUCAUUUUCAUCCUCUUCCUCCUGGUCUUUGCCAUUGCAGCAGCCGCCUACGUGUGGAUUGAAGGCACCAAGGACCCCAGCCGGAACCGCUACAAGCUGUUUCUGGAAUGCACUCUGAUCCUCACCUCGGUCGUGCCCCCUGAGCUGCCCAUUGAGUUGUCUCUGGCUGUCAACACCUCCCUCAUCGCCCUGGCCAAGCUAUACAUGUACUGCACGGAGCCCUUCCGGAUUCCAUUCGCCGGCAAAGUAGAGGUGUGCUGCUUCGACAAGACAGGGACCCUCACUAGCGACAGCUUGGUCGUCCGUGGGGUGGCUGGGCUCAGAGAUGGGAAGGAGGUCACUCCUGUGUCCGGCAUCCCCGUAGAAACGCACCGUGCUCUGGCCUCAUGCCACUCCCUCAUGCAACUGGAUGAUGGCACCCUUGUGGGUGACCCCCUCGAGAAGGCUAUGCUGACAGCCGUGGACUGGACACUGACCAAAGAUGAGAAAGUAUUCCCCCGAAGUAUUAAAACUCAGGGGCUGAAAAUUCACCAGCGCUUUCAUUUUGCCAGUGCCCUAAAGCGAAUGUCCGUGCUCGCCUCCUAUGAGAAGCUAGGCUCCACUGAUCUCUGCUACAUCGCGGCUGUGAAGGGGGCCCCUGAAACCCUGCACUCCAUGUUCGCCCAGUGCCCACCUGACUACCACCACAUCCACACGGAGAUUUCCCGGGAAGGAGCCCGAGUCCUGGCGCUGGGGUACAAGGAGCUGGGGCACCUCACCCACCAGCAGGCCCGGGAGAUCAAACGGGAGGCCCUGGAGUGCAACCUCAAGUUCGUUGGCUUCAUUGUGGUCUCCUGCCCUCUCAAGGCUGACUCUAAGGCCGUGAUCCGCGAGAUCCAGAAUGCAUCCCACCGGGUGGUCAUGAUCACAGGUGACAACCCGCUCACUGCCUGCCACGUGGCUCAGGAGCUGCACUUCAUUGAAAAGGCACAAACGCUGAUCCUGCAGCCUCCCAUGCAGAAAGGUCGACCCUGCGAGUGGCGCUCCAUUGAUGGCAGUGUCAUGCUGCCCCUGGCCAAGGGCUCCCCGAAGGCGCUGGCCCUGGAGCAUGCCCUGUGCCUCACGGGCGAUGGCCUGGCCCACUUGCAGGCUGAGGACCCCCAGCAGCUGCUUCGCCUCAUCCCGCACGUGCAGGUGUUCGCCCGUGUGGCCCCCAAACAGAAGGAGUUUGUCAUCACCAGCCUGAAGGAGCUGGGCUACGUGACCCUCAUGUGUGGCGACGGCACCAAUGACGUGGGUGCCCUGAAGCAUGCCGACGUGGGUGUGGCACUCCUGGCCAAUGCCCCUGAGCGAGUUGUUGAACGGCGCCGGCGGCCCCGAGACAGCCCUAUCCUGAGCAGCAGCGGCGUCCGGGCCACCUCCAGGGCAGCCAAGCAGAGGUCGGGGCUCCCGCCCUCCGAGGAGCAGCUGGCCUCCCAGCGGGACCGCCUGAGCCAGGUGCUGCGGGAACUCGAGGAUGAGAGCACGCCCAUCGUGAAGCUGGGGGAUGCCAGCAUCGCUGCCCCUUUCACCUCCAAGCUCUCCUCCAUCCAGUGCAUCUGCCACGUGAUCAAGCAGGGCCGCUGCACACUGGUGACCACGCUGCAGAUGUUCAAGAUCCUGGCACUCAAUGCCCUCAUCCUGGCCUAUAGCCAGAGUGUUCUCUACCUGGAGGGCGUCAAGUUCAGUGACUUCCAGGCCACGCUGCAGGGGCUGCUGCUGGCCGGCUGCUUCCUCUUCAUCUCCCGCUCCAAGCCCCUCAAGACUCUCUCCCGAGAGCGACCCCUGCCCAACAUCUUCAACCUGUACACUGUCCUCACGGUCGUGCUCCAGUUCUGUGUGCACUUCCUGAGUCUUGUCUACCUAUACAGCGAGGCCCAGGCCCGGAGCCCCGAGAAGCAGGAGCAGUUUGUGGACCUGUACAAGGAGUUUGAGCCGAGCCUGGUCAACAGCACCGUGUACAUCAUGGCUAUGGCCAUGCAGAUGGCCACCUUUGCCAUCAACUACAAAGGCCCACCGUUCAUGGAGAGCCUGCCAGAGAACAGGCCCCUAGUGUGGAGCCUGGCCGUGUCGCUCCUGGCCAUCGUGGGCCUGCUCCUUGGCUCCUCGCCUGACUUCAACAGUCAGUUUGGCCUCGUGGACAUCCCCGUGGAGUUCAAGCUCGUCAUCGCCCAGGUCCUGCUCCUGGACUUCUGCCUGGCGCUCCUGGCCGACCGUGUCCUGCAGUUCUUCCUGGGGACCCCGAAGCUGAAAGUGCCUUCCUGAGAUGGCAGUGCCGGCACUUGCUACCCAUGUCGGUGCCACUGGGCAGGAGCCCCAAGAGGGAGCACUGCUCCCGUGGCGAGGCAGGCCCGGCCUUGCCGCCAGGACUGAGCUGAGCUGGGACCACCCCACAGCCACCUGAGGGCCUGGCUGGCAGAACCAGCCCUGGGCCGGCCCCUUUGGUAAAUAAAGCCGCAUCCACCGUUUUAAG